Molecule: messenger RNA, 219 nt
Organism: Linum trigynum
Lineage: Eukaryota; Viridiplantae; Streptophyta; Magnoliopsida; Malpighiales; Linaceae
Source: the annotation of a GenBank genome assembly
AUGUCGGCCGCCUGCCCUUCUUCUUCUCCCUCCUGUGCUCUACCUCCUUUGCCUCUGGCGACCGGCGAGAAGGGCAGAGGACGAGCCUAUCGCCGCGCGCCGAGCCUCCCUUUCCGCCAUGCCGAGCCUCCCUCUCUGCCGCGCCGAGCCUGCCUCUCCGCCGUGCCAAGCCUGCCGUCGGUUGGAGUCACACGAUCACUUAAUUUGGUUUUCAAUUAG